CGCACAGCGUCGACCCCGCCACCGCUAUCGCGAUGGCAUACACAGCAGCCGUAGCUGAACUUGUCAGCCCGCCGAGGAGCAUUACGGUUGCCCAGGUCAGCGACAGCAGCAGCAGUUGGAAACCGCUACUUCUUAACCUAACCCCCCCUUCCCGCCAGCAGUGCCCACGCAACGAAACCGCUCCGGAAGCUGUGCAGCAAGCAGGUGGGCUCGCUCUCCUCCUUCUAGCAUGGCUGGUGGUCAUGCAGACCACUACAUGGGACUCGACGAUGGAGAGCAUCAGCAGCAGCAGCAGCAUCCUUGGGAGUUUAUCUACGUCAAGCCAGAUGAUGAGAUUAGCACGUGGCUCAAGUGCGCAAUCUGCCUGAACGUAUUUGUCGAGCCGUACAUCGCAACACUGUGCCAGCAUACCUUCUGCAAGCUCUGCAUCCUCAAAGCGUUCGAGGCUCGCGCAGAAUCCGCCAUCGAGUCUCCCACGUUCCAGCAUCAGAACACGCCCAGCGCGGACGGCCUCGACCCGCUCCAAGAUGGUUGGCUUUGGCGCGAGCAGCAAACGCAUCAAGCUGCAGAGCUGGGUGUCUCCAUAGCAGCAGCCUCCGCCUUCCAACGUGAACCUCACACCGCGCGGCGAAUACGACGGCGCAGCGCCUCCCUCCCUUCCUCGUCCUCGUCACUCACUUCUCCCCACGAAAACCUCCCGCGGUCAGUACAGCCUUCAGCGUCAACACCGACCUCAUCCAGCGCGCCGUGCCCCAACUGCCGUGCGCCGCUGCACCUCGACGACGUCGUGCCGGCUACGGCGUUGGUGCAGCAGCUCGUCGACAGCCUUGCUGUGUACUGCGUCCAUCGCGAGCGCGGAUGCACGCAUAGCUGCGAGCGAUCGCUGCUGCCGGCGCAUGUGCGCAAGGGUUGUGGAUAUGCGUACGUCGGCGAGUACGACGAUGCCGAGGAGCCCGAGCACGCGCGCGAGGCGCGUCCGCGGCAAAGAGGCUGCAUGUGCGGCGCGACAACUAUCCUGCGCAAGGACUGGGCCGCGCACAAGGGAAGCGCCGCGUGCACUGUGCGCUGGCACGCCUGCGCCCUCUGCGGCGAGCACAAGCGCCUCGGCGCCGAGAUGGACGCGCACAUCCUGCACGCGUGUCCGCAGGCGCGCAUCGCGUGCCGCUUCUGCCGUACGGCAACGUGCGUGCCGCGCGCGCAAAUGCGCAGCCACAUCCUGCACUCGUGCCCCGAUGUGCGCGUCGCGUGCAAGCUCAGCAGGUUCGGCUGCAUGUGGCAAGGCAAGCGUCGCAAUUGCAGCGACGGCAUCCUCCUCGAGGAAGAGGGGCCACAUUGGACGGAACCGGCUGUCGAUAGCAGCAGUGGACAGGAGGAUCCAGACGUUCUCGUCGAAUUUGUUGCGAUCCUAGCAGGUGGGGACGAUCACGAACAAUCACAACAGCACAUCUGUCCUCUGUUACCCCUAGAGCCGUUCCUCCACGUGUAUGCGCAUGAUAUCGACACGCUGACGCACGAGAACAGCGCGCUGCGUGCAUCGGUCGACCGCAUGCAGUGCAGCAUGAAGGAGAUGCUCAGCGCGCUUGAUCGGUGCAUGGACGGUCUCGGCCCCUUCUUGCCGGAGGAGGACGAGGGUGCGAAUGCGGUGCGCUACGAUUAUCCAGGCGCAGACUAUGCGGCUUUGCUGAACGUGCGUGCACCGUUGUCGCCCCACAUGCCAAGGCCGACGCCUAGCGGCGCUUUGCCUAGCCCCCCCUCCGACGGGGGCGAUGUCUCGCGGAACAGCGCCCGCUCGCAUGUUACAGCAGGCCGCACAUCACGUUCAUUGUCAUCUGCUGCUUCUUCCUCUGCCGCUUCGACUGCAAAGCCUGUGCGCUCCCAGUCGUUCCCGUCGGCAAGCACGAUGGCAAGCCUGAGAGCUACUCGUCUCGCCACUGCCGAUGGCUGGCCGCAGGCAGCACGCAAUAGUCAAGGUGCGCACAGGCCUCGCUCAGCGACGCCACACACGCACACAUCACCAACAAUACUCUCACCAGCACCUGCUUCAGCACCGGCCGAAGCAUCUCACACCUUCCGGGGUCCCGUCCACUAUGCCCAUGCAAGUGCGACCAGGAACACGAACCUGACGACCGAAUUCGCAUCAAUGCGCUCGGCGUUGGACGAUAUUGCGCUGCGGCUGCGGACCGUCGAAUCGCGCACGGAUGAAAGCCAGAUGACCGCCAUCAGCGCCGGCUUUGACGCCGGGCGCGUCAGAGAGGAGAUGCAGAGUCUCCGACACGUCGUUGGUGCUAUUCGGAUGCAAAUGCACCAAUUGCUUAUGCAGAUGCAAAGACCACGUGGACCAUCUACUACCGUUUGUACAUCGUCGUCUGCGGCGAUUGCCGAGCAAGAGCAGCAACAACAGCCAGCGAUAGCAACACAGGCACAAACCGACCAUGGUACCAUCGGAACCAUUGCCGGCAUGAGCUUUGGGCCUGGAAUGGGAAUGGGAAUCGGAUCAGUACCGCUAUCCAUGUCGAUUCCUCAACCCCACGCACCGCCUUUCAUGCGCCGCUGGACCAUCUUCGAAGGGACCAAAUUGUAGCACAUCACUCUGCGAAAUUCAAAUUGGUGAUUCUGCUUGCACUUCCUUGCUGUAAUGCGCGACGCAACGAGCAACCAUACAAAGGCAAGCAAGAUUGCGAGCAUGUCGGGUGAUGGGCGGUCGAGGUGCAUGUCUUCGGAACGUGACCAACAGGGAGAUCCAUGCAGCUCGAUGUGUUCGACAAAUCGUGCAGUCAGGCAUACAAGGACCGAUCGACGGUGGACGUGCGUAAUCGUGUACUUGCGCAACCUUCCAGUGCCCCCAGAGCUGUGCUCCGAAGCCAGUGGGAGCAAAUCCAAUAGGUUUUCCAUUUUAUUAACAAAGUAUUACUAAAUCAAUCCAGC
This is a messenger RNA of Tilletiaria anomala UBC 951, 2925 nucleotides long. RefSeq lists its product as uncharacterized. The coding region runs from base 230 to 2581 and encodes 783 amino acids. NCBI's taxonomy places the organism in Eukaryota, Fungi, Basidiomycota, Exobasidiomycetes, Georgefischeriales, Tilletiariaceae. The transcript is spliced from 4 exons. The record is from RefSeq and is a predicted model, not a curated record. Gene Ontology annotation, molecular function: zinc ion binding.